AUGGAAUUGUUAGUAAGUCUGUAAUGAAACUCUUAAGAGUUUUAUCAUCCCAAACGAUCUAAUUGCAGAGGGGGAAUUCAACGUCGUACUAAGGUGACUGUUCCGUCAGGGCAAGCAGUUCGGUUUGUCAGGCAGAACGAUUGCCUCCUCUCCCCACCUGCAGUUUUGGGGUUCUCCUGACACCCCACCCCUGAGCCAAUUUCAGGGACAUAGGGGAGGGAUAAACCCUGAUGCGUAAACAUAAGCCCUUGUGUAGGGCUUCCAUUGAUGGGACUCAUUAACUGAAUCCCACCCAGAGUUGUACUGCAUAGUAAAUUGCAAGAUACAUGAAAAGUUGCAGUGCUUUUUAGGGUAAUAAAUAUUGAGAUCUUUUUCUACCCUUUCGUCACCUUGAUCCCAGGCCCUAAGGAAGUCAGACUAUCCUCCACCAGGGCCAGCGCUUUUUCAGUGAUGGCUCCGACCUGGUGGAAUGCUCUGUCCCAUGAGACCAGGGCCCUUCAGGAUUUAACUUCCUUCCACAGGGCCUGUAAGACAGAGCUAUUCCGCCAGGCCUUUAAUUUGAAUUCAGCCUGAUCUUUUAUUUCCCUUCUCUUCCCUCCCCCUUCCCUUUGAUGAAGAUCACCUGCUCUGAGACCCCACAGCUAAUUCUCCCCUGGCCUCCUUGCUGGCCCAAGUAGGACCAAUUCAGCCAGCUAGCCCUGGGGAUUAUCUAAUUGAGUUUUGAUUUUAUUGUUAUUCAUGUUUUUAUACUGUAUUUUAUGCUGCUUUUAUAAUUAAGUGUUUUAAAGUGUUUUAAAUUUGUUGUUAGCUGCCCUGAGCCCGGUUUUUGAACCGGGAAGGGCGGGGUAUAAAUAAUUUAUUAUUAUUAUUAUUAUUAUUGAUGUGCUUUUAUGUAUAGGGCCAAAUCUGACCAGCUCUCCAGUCUUGCUAAGGUCAUGAGCAUAGUUUUAGAGACCUUUGCUUUGGUGCAAGCAAAACAGCUAGAAUUUUCCUCUUAUGCAGAGAGCUCUGCACAUUGCUUGUCAGUGCAAUUGUACGAAAUAGUUUCCAGGCUUCAGGGAACAAUUUCCACAGUGGUGGCCUUUCUGCCAUGAAGCCCCUACACGUUUUAGAGGAUUCCAGGACAUGUUGCAGAGUGCACACUCAUUUCACGUUAGGCACUAGUCAUACUUUAUGGACGUCCUUGUUGCCCUGCGUGAAGUUGAGCCGAGGCAACACUCAAAACUUCUCUGUAGCUGCUCAUGGCAAGGGAAGGUUUAGAGAGUAUUCAGACAAGCUGUGGUUUAUUAUUUAUUAAAUUUAUAUACCACCCUCCAUCUGAGAAUCACAAGGUGGGUUGGACACAGUUUAAAAGGCACUGAUACACAAAGGAUAGAAAACAUAUUGAGCUGCCUUAUAACAAGACAGACCUAGCUCAAUAUUGUCUCCAGAGGUGACUAACCUCUAGACCUCCAGAUGUUGCUGGACUAGCUUCCAUCAUCCCUGAUGAUUGGCCAUGGUUGCUGGGGCUGAUGGGAGUUGUGGUCCUCCCAAGUUAGCAAUCCCUGAUCUAUAGUGACUGGUAGUUGGACCAGGGCCCUUAUUCAUGCAAACCUUGAGCUUUGCUACUAAGCAACGAUUCUUCCGUUCUGUGAGUCAAUCAAGAACAAAGUUUUCAAUGAUAUCUGUCCUCAAAGGAUCAGUUUGCUGCAGGGGUUGAAUAGCAGAGUUUCUGGUUUCUAGAACAUAUUUAGGGGGCUCCCGUAGAGAGGAAAGGGGAAGGAAGUCCCCUUAUGCACAAAUCCUUGUGCUGGUGGGACCGUAACUUCACUGCUUUAGAUGCAACCUCAGAUUCUGAAACCAGGCUUGGCGUUAAAGCGACUAGUGUGAAUUAUUCAAAUAUUUUUGAAGCAAUUGCAGAAUGCAUCAUGGACUCAGUUACCCUGUGGGCUCUUUUUGUGGGAAAGAGAGAAAGAAGACAAUUCCUUGUUAAUUCUGUUGCUUUGUCAAUGUUCAGGCCAGAGAAGUCUCGGUGGGAGAUCCUACAACAGGAGCAGAAGCUUAUGGAAGAAAAGAACAAGCGCAAGAAAGCUCUCCUGGCUAAAGCAAUAGCGGAAAGGUGUGAAGAAUCUUUGGGUGUAAUAUUUGGGCAGGCCAGAGGAACACAAUACCUAUUUUCCCCGAAUUGUGUUGCUGCAUCUUAACAAACCCUGCCGGCCUUGUUUUCUCAGAACUACCACAAAGUGUUUUUCCUCUGAAUAUCAAUAAGAAUUCCAACCAGUUACAGUUUGGAAGGUGCAAGCUGGAUUGAAAAGUGUUUGCUGUUCCUCUCCUUUUAACUUUUAUUUUUUUUUUUUUUUUAAAGCAAUUUAUUGGGUUUUACAAUAGGAAUAAAUGUAAUAAACAAAAUAACAUUCGUCUUGACAUAAUUUCACAUUUUCUUUGGACUUCCUCACAUCUCCCGCUCCCACCUUCAUCAUUAUAACAUUUUGUCAGCAAUUUAUCAUCUUAUUUAAAUUCUUGUAUCUCUUCGAUAAUUCAUAAUCCUAUAGUUCUCAUAAAGAGUUAAACUUUCACAGUCUUACUUAUUUUCUUAAAAACUUCUAAGUUAAGUGGUGGUCAGUUAUUUAGUCAAGCAUCUUAUUCAGCAUUCAGUCAAAUCACAAUGUUUUUGUAGAUAGUUCUUAAAUUUCUUCCAAUCCUCCUCGAUUCUCUCUUCUCCCAGGUCACGGAUUCUGCCAGUCAUUUCAGCCAGUUGCAUAUAGUCUAUCAGUUGCAUCUGCCAUUCUUCCAGUGUGGGUAAAUCUUGAGUUUUCCAAUGUUUUGCGAGUAGUAUCCUUGCUGCUGUUGUUGCAUACAUAAAAAAUGUUUGGUCCUUCUUUGCCACCCCUUGGCCGACAAUACCCAAAAGGAAAGCCUCUGGUUUCUUAGUGAAAGUAUAUUUAAAUACCUUUUUCAAUUCAUUAUAAAUCAUUUCCCAGAACGCCUUCACUUUAGGGCAGGUCCACCAGAGGUGAAAGAACGUUCCUUCACACUCUUUACAUUUCCAGCACUUGUUAUCAGACAGGUGGUAAAUUUUUGCAAGUUUGACUGGGGUCAUAUACCAUCUAUAAAUCAUUUUCAUUACAUUUUCUUUCAAAGCAUUACAUGCAGUAAAUUUCAAUCCAUUACUCCACAGCCUUUCCCAGUCCUCAAACAUAAUAUUAUGCCCAAUGUCCUGCGCCCACCUUAUCAUAGCCGAUUUAACCGUUUCAUCUUGUGUAUUCCAUUCCAACAGCAAGUUAUACAUCCUUGAAAGUAUCUUAGUCUUUGGUUCUAACAAUUCUGUUUCUAAUUUCGAUUUCUCCACCUGGAACCCUAGUUUCUUAUCAUUUUUAAAAACUUCUUUAAUCUGAGCAUAGUGUAACCAAUCUCGCACUUUGUCUUUCAUUUUCUCCAAACUCUGCAAUUUCCAAUUGUCUCCAUCUUUUCUAGUAUUUCCCAAUAUUUUGGCCAUUUGGCCUCCAUAUUGGGUCUUUUUCGGCCUUAGCUUCCAAAGGUGAAAGCCACCUUGGUGUUUUAUUUUCCAGCAAGUCUUUAUAUUUUGUCCAGACAUUAAACAGUGAUUUUCUAACAAUAUGGUUCUUAAAGGCCUUAUUUGCUUUAACUUUGUCAUACCAUAAAUAUGCAUGCCAUCCAAAAACAUUGUUAAACCCCUCCAAAUCCAACACAUCAGUGUCUUCAAGAAGUAGCCAAUCUUUUAGCCAGCAGAACGCUGCGGCUUCGUAAUACAACUUUAAGUCCGGCAGGGCAAAGCCCCUCUUUGUUUUGCAUCAGUUAGUAUCUUAAACUUAAUUCUGGGCUUUUUGCCCUGCCAGACAAACUUCGAAAUGUCUCUCUGCCACUUCUGAAAGCACUCCAUUUUGUCCAAAACCUGAAGUGUUUGAAAUAAAAACAACAUUCUUGGCAAUACAUUCAUCUUAAUCGCAGCAAUUCGGCCUAACAAAGAGAGUUUCAAUUUUGACCAGCUGUCUAAGUCUCUCUUAAUUUCUGUCCAACAUUUUUCAUAAUUAUCCUUAAAUAGACUUAGAUUUUUGCUGUUAUGUUAACCCCUAGGUAUUUUACUUUUUUAACCACAUUAAGUUCCGUCUCAUUCUGAAACCGUUCUGACUCUGUAUCUGUCAAAUUUUUCCCCAGAACCUUAGUUUUCUGUUUAUUUAAUUUAAAUCCAGCCACCCGACCAAAAUCAUUUAUCAGUUGUAAUACUCUUUUCGUACUGGGCUCUGGCUUCUGCAGGGUCAAAACCAGGUCGUCUGCAAAAGCUUUUAAUUUAUAUUGUUUCUGACCAACCUGAAUUCCUUCCACCAACUGGUCCCCUCUAAUCAUGUUCAAUAGCACUUCCAGGACCGAAAUGAAUAACAAAGGGGAAAUAGGGCAACCUUGUCGUGUCCCUUUUUCAAUUUUGAACUCUUCUGUAACCACAUUAUUAACUAUCAGUUUUGCUUUCUGUUCUGAAUAUAUCGCCUCAAUCCCAUUCUCAAAACCCCGUCCCACUCCCAUCUCUUUUAAGUUUCCCAUCAUAAAUUUCCAAGAAAUGUUAUCAAAGGCCUUCUCCGCAUCUAUAAAAAUUAAAACUGCUUUUGUAUUUAUGUCAGUUUGAAGAAGUUCCAAGAUAUCAAUAAUGUUCCUUGUGUUAGCAAACAAAUGUCUACCUGGGAGAAAACCGGCCUGGUCCUUAUGAAUUACUUAAUUUAAAACUAUUUUUAAAUCUACUUGCCAAAAUAUCUGCAAAUAUUUUGUAAUCCACAUUUAAAAGGGAGAUGGGACGGUAGUUCUUCAGUUGUGUCUUUUCAGUUUCUGACUUUGGUAUCAAUGUGAUAAACGCUUCCUUCCACGAAUCCGGUGCCCUCUUCCCUCCAUAAUUUCAUUACUAACCUCCAUCAAGGGUUGUAUCAAAUAGUCUUUUAGUGUCUUGUAAUACUUGGAGGUCAGCCCGUCUGGCCCUGGAGAUUUGCCAAGUUGCAUGUUCUGAAUAGCUUGUUCAAUCUCCUGUCGUGUUAUUUUAGAGUUCAGGAUUGUCCUAUUUUCUUGUGACAGUUUAGAUAAUCCGUUUUUUGCCAAAAAUUGUUUAAUCUCGACUUCAUCUUGCGGCCCUUGGGUAUAUAAUUUUUUAAAAUAUCUCUGGAAACACUUUCUAAUGUCCACUGGAUUCUGAAUGUUUCUUCCAUCGAUCUCUAAAUUUGUAACCGUAUUUAAUCUUUGUCUUCUCUUCAACUGCCAGGAUAGCAGUUUUCCGCAUUUAUUCGCCGACUCAAACGUUUUUUGUUUCAUUAAUUUAAUCUUCCAUUCAAUUUCAUGAUUUAUCAAUUUAGAAUAUUGUGUUUGAUACAGUUUAAUUUCUCUCAGAGUUGGCUGUGACUUUGGGUUCACUCUUAAUUUCUUCUCUAAUUCUUUUAUUUUGUCCAAAAUCUUAUCUUUUUUCUCAUUUUGUGUUUUUUUCUUCACUACAUUCUGUUGUAUCAGGAAUCCCCUCAUGACAGCUUUGCUUGCGUCCCAGACGAUUCUUUUUUCCACCGAAUUGUUCAUGUUUAUCUCGAAAUAGUCUUUCAAAACUUUUUGGGCCUUCUUGGUAAUUUCCUGAUCUCUAAACAAAUUGUCAUUCAUCUUCCAUCUAAAGGAUCCAGUUGGUAGUAGUGUCAUAUCCAUCUUUACUGCAUUGUGGUCAGAGCAGGUCUUUGGGCAGAUUUCCACUUUUCUAACCCUAGGUGCCAGGCCUCUAGAGAUCCAUAUUUGGUCGAUUCUUGUCCAGGUCAGUUGGGCUUCAGAAAAGAAUGUUCCUUCUCUACCUAGUGGGUUCUUUGUUCUCCAAAUGUCGAUCAAGUCCAUAUUGUCAGUCAUUUCAAAAAAGGUUUUAGGUAGUCUGCCGUCUUUUGUAAUAUUUUGACUUUGCGACUUGUCCAUGUUAGUUGACACAACUCCGUUCAUGUCUCCCAUCAUUAUGAUGUUGUUGUAAUCCAGAUGAUCCAGCAUUGUCCCCUGCAACUUCUUGUAAAAUUCCGAUUUCCCUUCAUUGGGCGCAUAAAUUCCUAAUAUCAGCAGUUUCUCUCCUUGAUAUUGUAUCUCAAUAGCCAAAAUCCUUCCAUGUUCAUCUUUAAAUAGAAAUUUAGGUGACAGGCUCUCUUUUGCAUAUAUCACCACUCCUCUCUUCUUCACUUUAUCCGACGAAAUAAAUUCCUUUUAACUUUUAACUACAGUGGUACCUCAGGUUACAGAUGCUUCAGGUUACAGACUCCGCUAACCCAGAAAUAGUACCUCGGGUUAAGAACUUUGCUUCAGGAUGGGAACAGAAAUUGUGCUCCGGCGGCAGCGGGAGGCCCCAUUAGCUAAAGUGGUGCUUCAGGUUCAGAACAGUUUCAGUUUAAGAACGGACUUCCGGAACGAAUUAAGUACGUAACCAGAGGUACCGCUGUAUAAUCAUGACUUCAUUCCAUUGGGUUCUGUUGAACAAAAUGGGAUGUAAAUUCAUGAUAAAGUUUGGAAUCAUGUUGUAAUAAGGAACUUAUAAGAUGCCAAUCACCCAUCUCCUACUACCCUUCUCAGAAAUACCCCACUCCACCCUUCCACUAUAUAUAAGGGUCUGGUGACUUCUGUUUCAGAGUAUCUGAAGAAGUGUGCAUGCACACGAAAAGCUUAUACCCAGAACAAACGUGGUUGGUCUCUAAGGUGCUACUGGACAAUUUUAUAAGAUGCUGUUAUUCAUGUGAAAAGAUCCAGGUUGAGCUUCUUGGCUUUGUAGAAGAGCUCUUGAACAAAUUCUCUGUAGAAGUUGAAUGAAAAAGUGGUAAGACAGUUUGCUUAUACUUAGUAUAAUCUGGUUAGAAGUCAAAUAAAGUUUCCAGGGGGAUUGGUAGCUUUGCAGGGGGUAUAAAACCUGCUGAACCGUAGGUGAUUUCAAACGCAACCUGCAUGUCUUGAAACCUUUCUCCAUAAAGCCUGGCCAGUCUCAUCCUUUCAUUAAAAUAAAGAUAAAAAGGGAGUUUUUCUGGCAUCCUGGUCCGUUCUUUGUUUGGAAAGCCCAGGCUUUUUUUCCUGCUGUAUACCGUAUUUUUCGCCCUAUAGGACGCACCGGCCCAUAGGACGCACCUAGUUUUUUGGGGGGGAAAUCAAGGAAAAAAUUUUUAUCCCCCCCCCCCAGGUUUGCGCAGCCAUCCCCAAGCUAGAAGAGGGAGACGGAACGCUCCGUCUCCCUCUUCUGCCUUCAGGGACAGCCUCUCUAGCCUCCGUGGGGCAGCGGCUUGCCCCGCUGUCCCCCGAGUUUGUGGGGCUGGUGGGGGGAGAAGCAAGCUUGCUUCUCCCCCCCGCCAGCCUCCAGAUCAGGUCAGGGAAUAACGGGGUGGCGGCGCUGCGCCUCCCCGCUGUCCCCCGAGCUUUUGGGCUGCAGGCUGCUGCCCGCAAGACUUGCGGAUAGCUUCCUGAAGCCUGGAUAGCGAGAGGGAUCGGUGCGCACCGACCCCUCUCGCUCUCCAGGCUUCAGCAAAAGCCUGCAUUCGCCCCAUAGGACGCACACACAUUUCCCCUUCAUUUUUGGAGGGGAAAAAGUGCGUCCUAUAGGGCGAAAAAUACGGUAAAUGAAGAAAAAACACAGCUCUUAACAUUCCUGAGAAGUUUUAACAAGUCUUUCUUACUGAAAUACAUGGUAACUUAUAAUGGCACGUCACCAACGGAUACGGUCUCUUUCUUCCCCAGAUCCAAAAGAACUCAGGCUGAAACAGUGAAGUUGAAGCGGAUUCAAACCCAGCUCCAAGCUCUGGAUGACAUGGUGUCUGCUGAUAUUGGGAUCCUGAGAAACAGGAUUGACCAGGCAAGCCUGGAGUAUUCAUGCGCUCGGUAAGGACUAAGCACAGAAUAAGAGAUUGACGCGUGAGGAAAGUAUUCACUUCUACAGCAGUGGCGACAAAUACACGCCCUGGGUUUUUGGUUGUCAUCCCAAAAAGACACUUUAAAGUUCCAUUAGUAUAUGGACACUUGUCUGUUUAGCUGGACUUAGCCUCCUUCUCUGUUCCCACUCCCCCAAUCUGCUCUUCAUUUCCCUGGAGCAGGUUUUUUUGGGAGGGGGGCAAUGGGAGAGGAGCAGGAGAGGGAGAGGAAGUCUCAUGUACAAAUGGAAGUCCUUGUGCUUUAUUGUGCACAAUCUAUAUUAAAAUCAUUGAUUAAAAUGGAUUUAAAAUUCUGUAGAAUAGCUGAUGGGAAACAGCUUGGGAAGGCAGCCUUGAGAACAGCAGCUCUCAUCACACCCACAUUUGCACGAGGGUUGACCAUGGGUCAGUGUGGCUCAUGGCCUGAGAAAGGUGGGCGACCAUGGGGUCCUUUCUUACAAGGAUAGUUGGAGGAAUAGUGAUAACGGUCAUACCUGUUUGCCUUUCAAAGCUUUUUCUUAGCUGGUCCCGCAUGUAGUGCUUCAGAUAUUCAAUUCCAGUCUUGAAUAUACCAGUUAUGAGGCUUUAACAUAAUAGAUUUGAUUAUGUUGUCUCUGCUUCCAGUUUUUAUCCCAUUUUCUUCAGUCUGCUGAGUAAUUUUCUUGUGCAGAUCAAGUAGUUUUGGUUUUGAGUAGUUUUGUCGGAGAGCUAUUUAAUAGUGGAAUGAACUACAGUCAUACCUCGGGUUGAAGUUGCUUCAAGUUAAGCCUUUUCGGGUUGUGCUCCACGGCGACCCGGAAGUAACGGACCGCGUUACUUCCGGGUUUUGCCGCUUGUGCAUGCGCAGAUGCUCAAAAUGACGUCACGUGCAUGCGCAGAAGCGGCGAAUCGCGACCUGCGCAUGUGCAGAUGCACGGAUGCAGGUUGCGUUCACUUCAGGAUGUGAACGGGGCUCCAGAACGGAUCCCGUUCCCAUCCAGAGGUACCACUGUACUUUGAUGCUGCUGCUGCUGCUGCUGCUGCUAAUAAUAAUAAUAAUAAUAAUAAUUUUUAUUUAUAUCCCGCCCUCCCACAGCCACAGCCAGACUCAGAGCGGCUAACAUCAUACAAGGAAAACAAUGCAUAAAAACAAGUGAUCAAUAAAUUAAGAUACAUCCCACAAUUACUUCAAAAAAAUUAAAAUUAAAACUGGACAAGUGGCAAUCUUCAGGUUAAAACUGAAGGCGGUUACCAACUGUUUCCACUGAUGUUAUAAGCACCUGUGAGCAGGCUGGGAACCUCCUUCGUGCUUGUUCUUAUACAAGGAGAAAAUGAGUCAGACUGAACCCUGACCAAAGGCCUGGCGGAACAGCUCCAUCUUGCAGGCCCUGCAGAAAGAUGUCAGAUCUUGCAGGGCCCUGGUCUCUUGUGAGAGAGCAUUCCACCAGGCCGGGGCCACGGCUGAAAAGGCCCUGGCUGUGGUCAAGGCCAGUCUGAUCUCUCUCGGGCCCGGAAUCUUUAGAAUGUUGUUAAACCACAGAGCCUAGGACUUGCCGAUCAGAAGGUCGGCGGUUCGAAUCCCCGUGACGGGGUGAGCUCCUGUUGCUCAGUCCCUGCUCCUGCCAACCUAGCAGUUCAAAAGCACGUCACAGUGCAAGUAGAUAAAUAGGCGGGAAGGUAAACGGCGUUUCUGUGCGCUGCUCUGGUUUGCCAGAAGCGGCUUAGUCAUGCUGGCCACAUGACCCGGAAGCUGUAUGCCAGCUCCCUCGGCCAGUAAAGCGAGAUGAGCGCCGCAACCCCAGAGUCGGCCACGACUGGACCUAAUGGUCAGGGGUCCCUUUACCUUUUUAAUGUCCUGUGUGGGGCAAACCAGAUAGAUGGUAGACUCUCCUUUGGAGGUUUUUAAACAGGGUUUGGAUGGCUAUCUGCCAGGGAUUCUUUAGCUUUGAUUCCUGCAUUGCAGGGGGUUGGGCUGGAUGGGGGUCCCUUCCAACUCUACAAUUCUGUGUUCCUGUCCGUAGAGCAGACAAAACUUCCCUAUUAAACGGUUGCUCUUUUAUCCCGCCUUCAGGAAGCGUUAUGACAAGGCAGAAGCCGAGUAUGUGUCCGCGAAGCUGGACCUCCAGAAGAAAACGGAAGUCAAAGAGCAGCUCACGGAGCACUUGUGCACCAUCAUCCAGCAAAACGAGCUUCGCAAGGCCAAUAAAUUAGAGGAGCUGAUGCAGCAGCUGGACGUGGAGGCAGACGAUGAGAAUCUGGAACUCGAGAUAGAGGUGGAGCGGAUGUUGCAGCAGCAGGAAGCGGAAGCGGCGAGGCAGAGGACGGAGUCCCAGAAGCCGGCUCUGGUUGGCGAGGAAAAUGCAACUUCCCCGGCUGCUGAUAAAGGACCUGAGAGUGAAGGCCGCACAGAUUCAGAAACAUUAGCAGAGCAGCCCACCGCUUCCCAUUCAAAUGGCGAAGGCCAAGCGGUAAACUCUGCUCCAGGGGAAACGACGGUUCAGGAUGGCACAUGA
Podarcis lilfordi (Lilford's wall lizard) is the source of this 10366-nucleotide messenger RNA. The record is from the annotation of a GenBank genome assembly. NCBI's taxonomy places the organism in Eukaryota, Metazoa, Chordata, Lepidosauria, Squamata, Lacertidae.